Rangifer tarandus platyrhynchus (Svalbard reindeer) is the source of this 1353-nucleotide messenger RNA. Lineage: Eukaryota; Metazoa; Chordata; Mammalia; Artiodactyla; Cervidae. The record is from the annotation of a GenBank genome assembly.
AUGCUGGUGACUGCUUACCUUGCUUUUGUGGUCCUCCUGGCCUCCUGCCUGGGGUUGGAGCUGUCAAGAUGCCGGGCUAAGCCCUCUGGAAGGGCCUGCAGCAAUCCCUCUUUCCUUCGGUUUCAACUGGACUUCUAUCAGGUUUACUUCCUGGCCCUGGCAGCUGACUGGCUCCAGGCCCCCUACCUCUACAAACUCUAUCAGCAUUACCACUUCCUGGAGGCACAGAUUGCCAUCCUCUAUGUCUGUGGCCUUGCCUCCACCGUCCUCUUUGGACUGGUGGCUUCCUCCCUGGUGGAUUGGCUGGGUCGCAAGAAAUCUUGCGUCCUCUUCUCCCUCACUUACUCUCUCUGCUGCUUAACCAAACUCUCUCGGGACUACUUUGUGCUGCUCGUGGGCCGAGCACUAGGUGGGUUGUCUACAGCCCUGCUCUUCUCAGCCUUUGAGGCCUGGUAUAUCCAUGAGCACCUGGAACGGCAUGACUUCCCCGCCGAGUGGAUCCCAGCUACCUUUGCCCGAGCUGCCUUCUGGAACCAUGUGCUGGCUGUAGCGGCAGGUGUGGCAGCUGAGGCUGUGGCCUGCUGGAUGGGCCUGGGGCCUGUAGCCCCCUUUGUGGCCGCCAUCCCUCUCUUGGCUCUGGCUGGGGCCUUGGCCCUUCAUAACUGGGGAGAGAACUAUGAUCGGCAGCGUGCCUUCUCUAGGACCUGUGCUGGGGGCCUGCGCUGCCUCCUGUCGGACCGUCGUGUGCUGCUGCUGGGCACCAUCCAGGCCCUGUUUGAGAGUGUCAUCUUCAUCUUUGUCUUCCUCUGGACGCCUGUGCUGGACCCACAUGGGGCUCCGCUGGGCAUCAUCUUCUCCAGCUUCAUGGCAGCCAGCCUGCUCGGCUCUUCCCUCUACCGUAUCGCUACCUCCAAGAGGUACCACCUUCAGCCCAUGCAUCUACUCUCCCUCGCUGUCCUCAUCGUCGUCUUCUCCCUCUUCAUGUUGACUUUCUCUACCAGCCCAGGCCAGGAGAGUCCAGUGGAAUCUUUCAUAGCCUUCCUCCUUAUCGAAUUGGCCUGUGGACUGUACUUCCCCAGCAUGAGCUUCCUGCGGAGAAAGGUGAUCCCUGAGACUGAGCAAGCUGGUGUCCUCAACUGGUUCCGGGUGCCCCUGCACUUACUGGCCUGCCUGGGACUCCUGGUCCUCCAUGACAGCGAUCGCAAAACGGGCACUCGGAAUAUGUUCAGCAUCUGCUCCGCCGUCAUGGUGAUGGCUCUGCUGGCGGUGGUGGGACUCUUCACUGUGGUCAGGCAUGAUGCUGAGCUGCGGGUGCCCUCACCCACUGGGGAGCCCUACACUCCUGAGCUCUGA